Trypanosoma theileri is the source of this 2163-nucleotide messenger RNA. RefSeq lists its product as uncharacterized. The record is from RefSeq and is a predicted model, not a curated record. NCBI's taxonomy places the organism in Eukaryota, Euglenozoa, Kinetoplastea, Trypanosomatida, Trypanosomatidae. The coding region runs from base 1 to 2163 and encodes 720 amino acids. The transcript has a single exon. Gene Ontology annotation, molecular function: protein binding.
AUGCUGCACACUCUAACACCACCACCACCACCGCAGCCGCAGCCGCAAUCACCACAAGUUGAGAUCCCUGUCUGCUCGCAUGUAUCUCUAGAAGUGCACAAGAGCAGCAACAACCACAACAACAGCCAAAACUCCCAACACCAACAUCUUCUUCACUACAGCAACAAUAGCAACAAUAAUACUAACAACAACAACAACAACCAGGACGAUGUGGAAGAAGAGGAUGAUGCGAUAACGCUUGUGCCAACAGAGGACGGCAGUGAUACAGAGACAUGCUCCACACGCACAGUGCCCGUUUCGGAUGUGGAGGCGGUGGACUCCAACGACGGCGCUGCGCACAACUCGCAGGGAACACACCGGCCAACAACAACAACAAUUAUGAGUAAACCACCACGACCGUCAAAGUCUUCGAACUUUGUGGUUCGGCUAACACACAGUGAAGUGGCAAUGGACUCAAAGUCAACAAUUACGGCAGAAGAAGAAGAAGAAAAUGAUAAUGAUAAUGUGAUGAGUUUUCCAAUGAUAUUUUCCUCUUGGGAGGCACUCGGAAUGAUGCCUCCAUCACCUGUUGUACAUCAUCGGCUGCGUCCGUUAACAGGUGAAGCUUGGUCUGCUGCUUGUGUUAAUGAAAGUGUUGGUGCCAAUGCUGAAGUACUGCCGCCGCGCAUUACUUGUGUCUAUCAAGUUGGUCGAAGUGAUAUUCCACUUGUAUUGCGAAGUAGAUCUGAGGAGAGUAUGCAUAAAUGCAUCUCACGUGUACAUGUGGUGGUGAGACUGCACUUUCAGUUAUCAAAGACUUCCCCCACUCAAAAAGAAGAAAAUAACCAUUUACAACGUAAUUCAAUCUACAAAUUGACUUCUUUUGAUAUUCUUGAUUCUUCUUCAAGUAAUGGUACUUUUUACCAAACAGUGAGAUUGUUCCCAUCACAUCGUUACAGUUUCCCAGUGAAAGAUGACCUUACUCACGUAGAGCUUCGUCUGGGGGACUACUAUCAAUUCAGCAUUCAUAUAGGAAACAAUCCUCUUUUACUUCAAAAAGAACCAGGAACACUUUGUAAUUCUGAAAAGAAUAUUGAAAAAAUAGAUAUUGGAGUGCAGUGUUUGUCGUUAUCUAAUUUAGAAGAAAUAAAUGCAACACGUGGGCAUCCACCACGUGCAUUACAAACGAAACAAACCACCGUUACUUCUGCUCCUGGUUAUGGUAAUAGUAUUAGUACUACAACUAGUCGUAGUCAUAGUAGUCGUAGUGCUACUUCCUCUGGGCGAGCUAAAAAGGGAAAUUCACGAAGAAAACAAAUAAAAUUUGAGGAAGAAAGGCGGUUACCAUAUAUUAAUUCAAACGGAAAUCAUACGAAUAUUAAUGAAACCGCUGCUGAGCCCUGUACAACAGAAGAUGGUAAGAUAACAAUUGUUACAACUGGUAUUCGUUUAUCAAGAGCUAAAGAGAAAAAACUACAGAGUAUGAACAUUAUAGUAAAUCCUCCCAUGUCCGACUUCUCUCGUGCGGAGUUAUUGGUGAUUGAUGGUCCACUCAUACGAAGUGUGAAACUCAUGACUGCACUGCCGUAUGUACAGCGACUGGUACACCGCACGUGGUUAGACGCUGUUCUUGCCUCAUCCCUGCAGUCUGUCGACGUGGCGGCUUAUCACUAUGCGGAGCCACGCACACACUCUAGCAUUGAAGGUGUGAAUGACUUUUCUCUCAUGACUCUUAUGCAAAUACCACGGGAACGACGACAGUUACUUUUCGCCGGUUGUAUUUUUUGGGUUCACCCGCAAGCACAACCGCAGCAAUCACCCGAUAAUGAUCUCCGCUAUGUGAUUCUCGCCUCCGGUGGCUCUCUCACAUUUAAUACGAUGGAGGCAACCGUUGCGGUGAUGCCGCGAGUAGAUGUGACGAAGGCGAUGUGGCGUUACGCUGCGGAAUGUCCAGAGGAGCCGCAGUGCAUUUUUGUUAUUCCUAAUGAUAUCUUUCGCGGUGUAUUGCAGCAGCGGCGAUUGGUGGAAUCCACAGUACGGCGUCCACGAGGAAGUAGUGUGCUGCCGCCACGUCUGUCCACAUCACUAUCCGCAACAAGAGGCGUAAGCGAAGGGAUUGGGAAUAAGCGUCAGCAGGACGAAAUAGAGACCCCUUCACAAAAUUCAAAGAGAGGACGUAGAUGA